GCGACCGCAGGGGCGGGCGUUUUGGGGUACUUGGGGGCCGUUCUCUCUGAUCAGAGGUUCGGGGAGGCUACCAGGGGCUGGGGGUGGCGGGAGCCGGGAGCCGCGAGAGGAGGCUGGUCUGAGGUACGGCAGCGGCGAGGGAUCGGGUUCGCGCGGGCUGGUCCUCCUCCCGGUGUUCGCCCACAGAGUCUGAUGGCAGCGGCCGCGCGGAGGGACCUGGCUCAGGUAGGCGCUGACACCGGGCUCGCCCCGCGCAAGCUGAGCCCCGAGGGAGCGGCCCCCCGGGUCCGGGACGGUGAGGCGCUCGUGUCCGCGGCCGCAUUUCUGUUGGUUCCUGUUGCUGCAGAUUUGCUUCCAAACCAUGCAGAGGAUCACAUGACCUUUGAGGAUGUGGCUGUCCACUUCUCUUGGGAGGAGUGGGGGCUCCUUGAUGAAGCCCAGAGACUCCUGUACCGUGAUGUGAUGCUGGAGAACUUUGCACUGAUGGCCUCUCUGAGACUUGCAUCUUCCAGCGCUCAUGCAAUCACCCAGUUGGAGUGGUGGAGAGAACCCUUUGUGCCUCCCUGUGCAGUCCUGACUGCAGCCACGCCGAGAGGUUGGCACCAUAGAGCGGAAGCUGAGGAAGCCCCUCGGGAGCAGAGUGUUUAUAUAGAAGGGGUGCUCAGAGCAAAACUUCAACGCCAGAGGCUGCACUGUGGAGAGAAACCUCUGAGAACAGAAGAGAGUGUGGAGGGUGGAACGGACUUCCCAGUUAGUUCUGGUUUUCUCAACCAUCAGGUGACCCGUGGUGGAGGGGAGCCACAAGGGAGCACCAAAAGUGGGGAGGCCUUUCACCCUGGGAAAAGGCAUUACAAAUGCAGCGAAUGUGGGAAAGCCUUUGGUCAGAAAUACUUACUUGUUCAGCACCAGAGACUACACACUGGAGAAAAGCCUUAUGAAUGCAGCGAAUGUGGGAAAUUAUUUAGCCAUAAAUCAAACCUUUUUAUACAUCAAAUAGUUCACACUGGAGAAAGGCCUUAUGGGUGUAGUGAAUGUGGGAAAUCCUUUAGCCGCAAUGCUGACCUCAUUCAACACCAGAGGGUUCACACUGGAGAAAAGCCUUUUACAUGCAGUGAAUGUGGGAAAGCCUUCAGGCAUAAUUCCACACUUGUUCAGCAUCAUAGGAUUCACACUGGAGUGAGGCCUUAUGAGUGCAGUGAAUGUGGGAAAUUUUUUAGCUUUAACUCAAGCCUCAUGAAACAUCAGAGAGUUCACACUGGAGAAAGACCUUAUAAGUGCAGUGAAUGUGGGAAAUUCUAUAGCCACAAGUCAAGCCUUAUUAAUCACUGGAGAGUUCACACUGGAGAAAGGCCUUAUGAGUGCAGUGAAUGUGGGAAGUUUUUUAGCCAAAGCUCUAGCCUCAUGCAACAUCGGAAAGUUCACACUGGAGAAAAGCCUUUUAAGUGCAACGAAUGUGGAAGAUUCUUCAGCGAGAAUUCUAGCCUUGUUAAACAUCAGAGGGUUCACACUGGAGCAAGACCUUAUGAGUGCAGGGAAUGUGGGAAAUUUUUUCGCCACAGCUCCAGCCUUGUUAAACAUCGGAGGAUUCACACUGGAGAAAUGCCUUAUGAGUGCAGCAAUUGUGGGAAAUCAUUUAGCCAGCGUUUCAACCUCCUCCAACACCAGAAAGUUCAUGGUGGAGAAAAGUCUUGAAUACAGCUCAUAUGGACAAGCCUUUAACCAGAGGUCAGCUCUGAUUCAGCAAGAGAAACUUUACAGUCCAGAUAAGUCUAAUGUAUACAGUAAAUGGGAAGAAAGUCUUCAGCCAAAGGCUUAACCUUGUUGAGCCCCAGAAUGUUCAAACUGGAGAGAGACUUUAGGAGUGCAGUACACACACAGUCUCCUUGUCAACCUAACAAAACAGAGAGCAGCUCUGGAAGUAGCCCUUAUGAGGGAGCCAGCAGCUGAACAUUGUUCAUCCAAAUAUCCUCACAUACUGCCUCCUGAGAAGAGAAUUCUCUGCCUGGAAGCUCCAGGGAGAGGGAGCCCUGUGUUCUUGGCUGUACUAGUCUGGAUGGAGUGGCCGCCUCUAUCAUUGGAGUGGGGAGAGAGGGAAUGGGCUUAGUUCAAUGUGACUGGCUCUUGCUGUUCUUACUGAAUAUUAGAUGUUCUUGAGGAAGUGCUUCCUCAUUUGCUAUAUGCCCUAGGACCAUUUCCAGAGACUCUUAAGUUGUGUUUUUAUCAUUUCCCCCAGUUUUGAUGGGAAGCAGGCCUGCAAAGCUCUUCACACAUUGUCAUGCAGGAAGUUGAUCUAAAUAUUUAACUUUAUGAGAACUUGCCAACUUGUGUUCUAGAUGGUUAUGCCAUUUCAUAUUUCCUUCCAGAGUGUUAGAUUUCCAGUUUCUUCACAUCAUUGCUGAUCCUUGUAUGUAAGACAUGGGCCAUUCACUCCAGCCAUUCUAGUAAGUUUGUGGCUGUGACCUCUCUAAUGACUCAGUGUUGAGCAUCUGUCUCUGCUUAACCUGCCACCAUACAUCUGUAGUGAAUUAUCUUUUCAUGUUUUUUGCUUCCUUUUAGAAAAAUUGGUCAGUUUCUUAUUGUUUUGUGAUUUAAUAUUAUUUACAUAGAGGUUCCUUAUUUGCUAUAUGGUUUACCAGUGUUUUCUCCCAGUCUAUGCCUUUGAGUUUCUUUCCCUUUUUUUUUCCUUUUUAAAAAUUUUUCAGUUUUUUUUAAAUUUUUUAUUUUUUGUAAACAUAUAUUUUUAUCCCCAGGGAUACAGGUCUGUGAAUUGCCAGGUUUACACACUUCACAGCACUCACCAUAGUACAUACCCUCCCCAAUGUCCAUAGCCCCACCACCUUUUCCCAACCCCCCUCCCCCCAGAAAUUUUUUAGUUCUUUUUUUUUUUUUUUUAAGAUUUUUUUUUUUUUUUAAUUUGACAGAGAGAGAGAGGGACGACAAGUAGGCAGAGAGGCAGGCAGAGAGACAGAGGGGAAAGCAGACUCCCUGCUUCCGAGCAGAGAGCCCGAUGCGGGACUCGAUCCCAGGACCCUGAGAUCAUGACCUGAUCUGAAGGCAGAGGCCCAACCCACCGAGCCACUCAGGCGUCCCAAAUUUUUCAGUUCUUAACAGUCUCUUUCCUAGGGCAGAAUUUAUUAAUUUUCAUAAAUUUCAAUUUCUUUAUUUGUUAGCAGCUGCACAUUUGGUAUUACAUUCUCUUUUUCUUAUGGUACUAUAUCUUUGCUUAUAAAUUAAAGCCUAAUCUGAGUAUGCUGGUGUCUUAUGUGUUCUUAUCCAAACUUGUGAAAUCUUUGUGGAUUUAAAUGUACUUAAAGAUUUUCAGUGUAUGUAGAAAUACUUAUGUGUUUACAUAUCCCCUAACUCUUCUGAAAGAGCCUAGAAAGCAGUGGCGUUCCGGUAGAUGUGAGCUUACCCAGUUACUGGUACAGGUUUUCAGUAAAAAGAACCAGAACUCCUUAGAGGCUGUUUCCAUGUUGGUGCAAGAAAGAACAUGAGCCUAGGAAAUAGUCUUGGAUUAGUCAGUAAAUGCUCACAGAAUAAUGCUGAUGUAUUAGCUUUCUAGUGCUAUCCUAACAAAUUACCACAAACCUGUGGCUUAAACAUUUUCUGUUAUAGUACUGUAGGUCAGAAGUCCUACACAGGACAGGUCUCAAUAAGUUAAAAUCAGGGUGUUCACAGGGAUGUAUUCUUUUCUGGAGUCUCUAAGACAGAUUCUGUUUUCUGCUCAUUUAAGUUGUUGGACUGUUUCAGUUCCUUAUGGUUGUGGGCUUAUCUUCCUGUUUUCUCUGUGACUCUCAGCUUAGGCUUGAAACAUGUAGGAACUUUCCCUACAAUAUUUAAAGCUAAAACAGUACCAACUGCAUACAAAGUCUUACAAAACAAAGUUUAAACACUUCCCAACUAAUUAAGUGGACACAAUACUACAUGACACUAAAUGUGGAUGAUAGUGAAACAAAUUACAGAGCAAUGCCCACAUGAACAUAAGAUACAGCAAAACCAUGACGAAAAGUUUUUGGAGGUGGAGUGAUGGCGGCAGAGUAGGGGGACUGUAAGAUUGCCUCAUCCCACAAAUACAACUAAAUAUGAUCAUCCUAAAUACCCCAGAAAUCAACCUGAAGACUGGCAGAACAAACUCCACAACAAAAGAGAAGAGGCCACAUCAAAGAAGGUAUGAAGUGUGGUGAUAUGGUUUAAAAGAGAACAGGAUCAUGGCUGAUGUGGGGAAUCAUGCUGAUGGAGAUAAUCAAGACACUUCCACAGAGGGAAUGCACAGGAAAACAAAUACCUGUAGCAAUUAGCUUGGAAGGCAUGAAGGGCCAAAAAGAGAGGAAGAUAAUCACUGAGACCCUUAGCAUGGUGACAAAAACAACAAUCAGAUGAAGAGUGCAAUAAAUGCAAUUAGAAACACCUGAUGCAAUGAACAGCAGGCUAGAAAAAGCAGAAUGAAUGAAUGACCUAGAAAAGUAAUGGAAAGUAAUAAAGAUGGACAAAAGAAAAAAUUAUGCAAAACAAGAACAGACUCAGUAACUCCAUCAAAUGUGCUAAUGUUCUCAUUAUAGGAGAGGAAAGAGGAGAAGAGAGAAAACUUAUUGGAAGAGAUAAUAGCUGGGAAUUCCCUCAUCUGGGGUGCCUGGGUGGCUCAGUUGGUUAAGUGUUUGCCUUUGGCUCGCAUCAGGCUCCCUGGUCAGUGGGGAGCCUGCUUCUCCAUCUCUUCCCCAUUUGUCAUCUCUCAAAUAAAUAAAAUCUUUAAAAAAAUUCCCUAAACUGAGGAAACAAACAUAUCUACAUCCAAGAGGCACAAAGAACCCCUAACAAAAUCUGCAAAAGCAGAUCCAUACCAAGGCAUAUUGUAAUUAAAAAGGCAAAAUAUAGUGGUUAAAAAAACAACAACAACAACAAAAAAAAACUUUAAAAGUGGCAAGGCAAAAAAAGACAGUUAAUGCAACUGCAUAAGUCUGUUGGGAUUUUUCAGCAGUAUCUUUCCAAAUCAGAAGGGAGUGUGUAGGAUAUAUUCAAAGUGCUGAAUGGGAAAAAUCUACAGCCAAGAAUACUCUACCCAGCAGGACUAUCAUUCAUAAUAGGAGAGAUAAAGAGUUUCCCAGACAAAAACUAAAGAAGUUCAUGACCACUAAAUCAGUUAUGCAAGAAAUAUUAAAGCGGACUCUUUGAAAAGGAAAGACCAAAACUGACAGUAUUGAGGGUAGGAAACACAAAACUAGUAAAUAUGACAACAUACACCUAAAAUGUGUACGUGGGGUGGGGGUGUAAAGAAUGGCUUCAAACUUAAAUGACCACCAACUUAAUAAUAUAGACUGCUAUAUGCAGAAGAUGUUACAUACAAACCUAAUGGUAACCACAUAUCAAAAACUACUAAUAUGUGGGGUAUGUGGGUGAUUCUCUCAGUUGAGUAUCGAGCUCUUGAUCUCAGCCCAGGUCUUGAUCUCAGGGUUAUGAGUUCAAGCCCCACACUGAGCUCCAUGCUGAGUGUGAAGUCUACUUUAAAAAAAAAAAAAAUUGUUAGGGACACCUGAGUGGCUCAGUCGGCUGGGCAGCCAUCUUGAUUUCAGCUCCAGGUCAUGGUCUCAGGGUCCAGGGAUCAAGCCCCACAUCAGGCUCCAUGCUCAGUAGGGAGUAUGCUUGAGGAGUCUCUCCCUCUCUCCCCCAACUUUCAAGUGCUCGCUCUCUAAAAUAAAAUACUAACACAACCACCCAGGAUGCCUGGUUGGCUCAGAGGGUUAAGCCUCUGCCUUCAGCUUAGGUCAUGAUCUCAGGGUCCUGGGAUCAAGUACCACUUUGGGCUCUGCUCAGUGGGGAGCCUGCGUCCCCUUCUCCCUCUGUCUGCCUCUCUGCCUACUUGUGAUCUCUCUCUGACAAAUAAAUAAAAUCUUUAAAUAAAAAAACCCCAC
Mustela lutreola (European mink) is the source of this 5906-nucleotide messenger RNA. RefSeq names its product zinc finger protein 773-like. Gene Ontology annotation, biological process: regulation of transcription by RNA polymerase II. The transcript is spliced from 5 exons. The coding region runs from base 193 to 1692 and encodes 499 amino acids. The record is from RefSeq and is a predicted model, not a curated record. Lineage: Eukaryota; Metazoa; Chordata; Mammalia; Carnivora; Mustelidae. Gene Ontology annotation, molecular function: RNA polymerase II cis-regulatory region sequence-specific DNA binding; DNA-binding transcription factor activity.